Messenger RNA from Penaeus indicus, 724 nucleotides. Its product is annotated as cuticle protein 8-like. Bases 1 to 555 code for a protein of 184 amino acids. The record is from RefSeq and is a predicted model, not a curated record. The transcript is spliced from 6 exons. Lineage: Eukaryota; Metazoa; Arthropoda; Malacostraca; Decapoda; Penaeidae. Gene Ontology annotation, cellular component: extracellular matrix.
AUGGCCGUGAACUGCGCCGUCAUAUAUAGGAUGAGACCGCGGAUUCUGGCAUCAGUCUCCUCUCAGCGCUCGACAUGUUUUCUCUCCGCGCUCCUGAUCCUCGCCUUGGCCCUGGCACCCUACGCCCUGGGAGACGACCUCCACCACGGCGCAGGAGUUCUCGGCGGCUUCCUUCACGGAGGAGCCGGGCACGGGGGCCUCGGGGUCGGAAUAGGAGGGUAUCUGGGCGAGGAAAUCCUGCACGGGGGGGCGGUUCACUUCGCGGCGCCGGUGUAUCAUAGCGAAAAGGACCUUAAGUUUGAUUACAAAGCCCCAGCCCACUACACCUACGACUAUGGCAUCGACGACGCCCACUUAGGCACGAACUUCGGCCACGCAGAAUCUCGCGACGGUUACAAGACCAAGGGCGUGUAUUACGUGCACCUCCCCGACGGGCGCCUCCAGACGGUCAAGUACUACGUGGAUGAGCAUGGCUACCACCCUGAGGUCACUUACUCAGGCGUCGCUCAUCAUGACACGGGGAUACUGCAUCACCAUCCUGAACCUUAUCAUUAAUAGGGGAUCAUAGUCUUCGUGGUUUAAUAGGUGCGUGUAGAAAAGGUAGGAGUGAGAAUAAAUAUCUUCACAAUAUAUUUGUACUUCGCAAUGUAUAUGUAUGUACCGGUUUCGAAUAUAGCUUCGUCGGAAAUGCAUGCGUAUGUGUUCCUGACGAAGAUAUUUUUGA